AUGGCGACUGGACAUGUUUCUGGGGAGCUCCCUGAGACCCACUGCACAAAAUCGAAUUUCGGCACCAUUACAGCAACUAUUUCUAAGCCUGACACCUACUCUUGGUAUCACGACAUGACAGGAAGAUCGGGGACCAUGCCCGGCAGCCCUCUCGAACACACCAGUGGCCAAAGCAAAUCAAGACCUAGCAGGCGCGUCGGAGGGGAGAGGCGGCCGCUCUCCCGGACGGAUGCAAACAUGGACCCAAGCGUGAAAUUGAUGCCCUGCUUUCCCCCCCUUUGGACCGGUGGGGGUGAUCCCGGUCCCCACUCCGGCAGCUGCCGACACUCAGCAGAGAUCCGUGGCGUAUCCCUAAACGCCAAAGAUAUUGAUAGAGAAGCCAGCAAAAUGGCGGACGCCACGGGACACCUGGAGUCACAUGAAGAGACAUCCACUCUUCACCACCGCCUGCAAGCCCUCUUCGCUGCUUUCUGGGAAAAGCUGGAGAGUAAGCUGACCCUACCUGCUCUACAGUCCGCAGAGGCUCCCUCCAAACGCCUUCAGAUUACUGCCAUCAAAGUCCUGGUGAGACGGAGAAGGCAAAGGCUGCAUCGGCAACGCACCAGAAAAGCAGCUGCAAACACUGCGGAAUGCAGACGAAUCUGGCAGCACAGCACCAUAAGACACAUGUGGGAGAUGAGUCCGGAAGGAGAGAGAGGAGGGAAGCAAACCCAGAAUCCGCAGCUGACUCCAUUGGCUAUAAGGAAGGAGGCACAUACCAUGUGGGACUAUAACUUCCCUGUACAGGGGAUAGGCUGA
This is a messenger RNA of Pelobates cultripes (western spadefoot toad), 798 nucleotides long. The record is from the annotation of a GenBank genome assembly. NCBI's taxonomy places the organism in Eukaryota, Metazoa, Chordata, Amphibia, Anura, Pelobatidae.